GGCCAAGGCCAAGGGUGGUGCUUUUGACUGCUGAACGUACUUUCUGGGCAAUAUUCUUGUUAAAUUCGCGGAAGCCAAUUUCUCGAUGAAAAUUCCCGGAAUCAAAAUCAAAGACGUGCUGAGCUGUUCCCCUCCGAGUUUCCGAUAUCUUGUUCUCUUUUCCUGCUCCCUCAUUCCUUAAUACGUUUAAGACCAACUUUAUUGCAGGCCGUAAUAGGAUGCGAGGUGUUUUAAACUCAUCCAUUGUGUCUGGGUAACUCACGGACCCAUCUGUCUGGGAACUAUCUCGCGUAUAGUUUGCCUCCGAAUGUCACUGUGGUUUAAAGACGCCUCGCUCUGCUUCCUUCUCCACGCGUCUGUUGCUGUUACCAUUACCAUUUUUCCUUUUCCUAUUCUUCUCUGACAAUGAGAUCAUUCUGGUAGCAUUCUGCUUCUCAUUUCCCGUCUUUUGACCUUCAAGCGGUUCGCGGUAGAUAUUGAGAGAGAGAGAGAGCUCAGCUUGUUGGAAAACUGAAAAAGUUAUCCAUAUUAUUUGUUUCUCUCCGAGUUUUGUUCUUCCUGAGAUCGGACCCAGAAAUGAAGUCCUUCUCCAAUUGGUCCGGGAAAGAACCUCCCCGAGGGACCCCUGUGGUGGUGAAGAUGGAGAACCCCAAUUGGUCCAUGGUUGAGCUUGAAGGUCCUUCAGAGGAAGAAUUCCUCGUCACCGACCCAUCGGGUUAUCCAAGAGAUAAGGGCAGAGGCAAAAAUGCGAAGCAACUCACAUGGGUUCUUCUCCUCAAAGCCCACAGAGCAGCCGGUUGCCUGACCUCCAUUGCGUCCGCAUUGUUGGGCCUAGCCUCAGCUGUGAAGCGCCGAGUAGCUUCCGGAAGAACAGACGCCGAUGCCGACAACGAAAACGAAAGUCGUGGCGGCAGGGAAAAAGAGAACCCCACUGUGAAAAGCAGGUUUUAUUCGUUUAUAAAAUUGUUCCUGUGGCUGUCCGUGCUUCUGCUGUGUUUCGAGGUGGCUGCCUACUUUAAAGGUUGGCAUUUUGGUGCGCCCCAUCUCCAACUUGAUUAUACGUGGGUAGCCUCAUUUGGUGUUAGAGAUGUUUUCGAUUGGCUGUAUUCGCGGUGGGUCUUGUUUCGGGUGGCCUAUCUUGCUCCUCCUCUGCAACUCCUGGCCAAUGUAUGUAUUGUGCUGUUCCUUAUUCAGAGUCUGGAUAGAUUAAUUCUAUGUCUCGGAUGUUUCUGGAUUCGGUUGAAGAAGAUCAAACCUGUUCCGAAAGAAGGUGCGGUGGAUCUUGAGUCCGGUGAGAAAGGUUUCUUCCCUAUGGUGCUUGUGCAGAUUCCCAUGUGUAACGAGAGAGAGGUUUAUCAACAAUCAAUUGCUGCUGCUUGUCAUUUGGAUUGGCCAAAACCCAAGUUGCUAAUACAAGUUCUUGAUGAUUCCGACGACCCGAACACACAAUCUCUGAUCAAGGAAGAGGUCAAAAAAUGGCAGCACGAGGGUGCCAACAUUUUAUACCGGCAUCGGGUGAUAAGAGACGGAUACAAGGCUGGUAAUCUCAAGUCUGCCAUGAAUUGUAGCUAUGUAAAAGACUAUGAUGUUGCUAUUUUUGAUGCUGAUUUUCAACCUGCCCCGGAUUUCCUGAAGAGAACAGUUCCUCAUUUCAAGGACAAUGAGGAAUUAGGACUAGUUCAAGCGAGAUGGUCCUUCGUGAACAAGGAUGAGAACCUGCUAACACGGUUGCAGAACAUUAACUUGGCAUUCCAUUUUGAGGUGGAACAGCAAGUAAAUGGUGUUUUCAUCAAUUUCUUCGGGUUCAAUGGAACUGCUGGAGUGUGGAGAAUCAAGGCUUUAGAGGAAGCUGGUGGGUGGUUAGAGAGGACCACGGUUGAGGACAUGGACAUUGCCGUUCGGGCUCAUCUUCAUGGCUGGAAAUUUAUUUAUCUCAAUGACGUUGAGUGCCAAUGUGAAGUGCCAGAGUCUUAUGAAGCUUACAGGAAACAACAACAUAGGUGGCAUUCUGGUCCAAUGCAACUAUUCCGCCUUUGUUUGCCUGACAUCAUACAGUCUAAUAUAAGCAUGUGGAAGAAAUUCAAUUUGAUCUUUCUCUUCUUUCUACUCAGAAAACUGAUAUUGCCCUUCUAUUCAUUCACCCUGUUCUGUAUAAUUCUGCCUAUGACAAUGUUUGUUCCAGAGGCUGUGCUUCCUGAAUGGGUUGUAUGUUAUAUCCCUGCGGUCAUGUCAUUUCUCAACAUCCUUCCAGCCCCAAAAUCCUUUCCCUUCAUUGUACCCUACCUUCUUUUUGAGAAUACCAUGUCUGUUACUAAAUUUAAUGCUAUGAUCUCUGGCCUACUGCAACUCGGUAGCGCAUAUGAGUGGAUUGUGACUAAGAAGUCUGGUCGUUCCUCCGAGGGUGAUCUUGUUGCAUUGGUUGAGAAAACCCCGAGGCAUCAACGAGGGGCAUCAGUGCCUGAUCUUGAGGAAAUGAAGGAAGUAAUCCUACGAGAGGAGGAAAAAGCAUCUAAGAAGAAGCAUAACAGAAUAUACUUGAAGGAGCUUUCUUUGGCUUUUCUUCUUUUAACAGCAUCGGCAAGGAGUCUCCUCUCUGCUCAGGGAAUCCACUUCUACUUCUUGCUAUUCCAAGGAAUUUCCUUCCUGUUAGUCGGUCUAGACUUGAUUGGGGAACAGGUUGACUGAUAUCUCUCUGUAAAUAUACACGGCUGAUGCAUACAAGCAAACCUGGGAGGCCGCCCGUGCCUUGUGCCGUCAAUCAAUUAUCGCAGUUAUGCGGACACUCAUCCUCUUUUGUUCAGGCUUCUUAUCCAUGUCCAUCCACCAUACGACAGAUAUCAGUGUUUUGGAACACAAAAAACUUGACUUCCCCGGGUAAAUCAGAAGAUGGUUACGCCUCUUCGUUGUGUAAGAAUACUAUUAUUGUUAUUAUUUUUUUUCCCACUUGUAAACUGUCGAUUCUUUUGUUGUUGGACCAAUUCUUUUGUAAGAAAAUUUGUGCUUCAAAUAUCAGCGGAGGAAUCUAGUUACACAGAAAAG
Molecule: messenger RNA, 3039 nt
Organism: Neltuma alba
Lineage: Eukaryota; Viridiplantae; Streptophyta; Magnoliopsida; Fabales; Fabaceae
Product: probable xyloglucan glycosyltransferase 12
Cellular component (GO): Golgi apparatus
Molecular function (GO): glycosyltransferase activity
Source: RefSeq, a predicted model, not a curated record